Molecule: messenger RNA, 1119 nt
Organism: Anopheles darlingi
Lineage: Eukaryota; Metazoa; Arthropoda; Insecta; Diptera; Culicidae
Product: alpha-tocopherol transfer protein-like
Exons: 4
Coding region: 124-1056 (310 amino acids)
Cellular component (GO): membrane
Molecular function (GO): phosphatidylinositol bisphosphate binding
Source: RefSeq, a predicted model, not a curated record
GCAGGGCGGUCGUUUGCCAAAUAGUGUGUCCAUUGGAUCGCUACCGGUGUCCUUAGCUCAUUGGCGAGAACGAGCAGAAGCAGGAAGGGAAGGAAGAAAAAAAGUUUAUCUUGAUCUUCGAUAAUGCCGAACAUUAGACCACUGUCGGCCGAGCUGGCCAAGAAGGCCGCGGACGAGCUGUUCGAGAAACCGGAACGUCUGGACGAAGAUUUGGCAGCGCUGCGGACGUGGCUAUCCAAGUGUCCGCACAUUAAGGCCCGCACCGAUGACCAGUUUCUGAUGAUGUUCCUGCGCGGCUCCAAACACAGCCUGGAGCGAGCGAAGGAGAAGCUGGAUAUGUACUACACUAUCCGAACGGCAUUGCCCGAGCUGAUGCGCAACCGUGAUCCGGAGGAGGCAAAGAUUAAAGAGCUGAUAAAGCUUGGCACGGCGAUACCGCUACCGAACACGGUCACACCAGAUGGUCCGAGGAUAAUUCUUAUACGUCCUGGAACGUAUGAUCCCACCAAGUAUACCAUUCAGGAGGUGUUCCGCUACAACACCAUGAUGGCCGAUAUUAUGAUGAAGGAAGACGAUAAUCUGAUUGUAGCCGGACAGAUGGGAAUUCUGGAUCUUUCCGGAGCAUCUAUGGCACACUUCUUGCAGUUUAGCCCAUCGUUCGUGAAGAAAGCUACCAUGUGGAGUCAGGAAGGUUCACCGUUGCGUCAGAAGGGUUUCCACUACGUUAACACACCGAGUGGGUUCGAGCUGGUGUACAACAUGUUCAAGAACUUCCUGAACGAAAAGAACCGUUCGCGGUUGUACGUGCACGGGAGCAAUCUGGACUCGUUGUACGAGCACAUUCCAAAGAGCAUGCUGCCGACUGAGUACGGCGGAGAUGCUGGCCCAAUUCAGGACAUCGUUGACGCUUGGGCCAAGAAGAUGCUCAGCUAUAAGGAGUACUUCAAGGAAGAGGACAACUAUGGUACGGACGAGAAGAAGCGCCCGGGACGACCAAAGAAUGCCGAUACCCUGUUCGGGCUGGAAGGUUCCUUCCGAAAGCUGGAAGUUGAUUGAGCUUCGCCGAAUGGCAGAUGGCAAGGAUGAAGAAUAGACAACGAAUGUUCAAAUAAAGCCAUA